Molecule: messenger RNA, 1200 nt
Organism: Salvia hispanica
Lineage: Eukaryota; Viridiplantae; Streptophyta; Magnoliopsida; Lamiales; Lamiaceae
Product: DUF1995 domain protein, putative (DUF1995)
Source: RefSeq, a predicted model, not a curated record
UGCAAGACGCAGAAUUCUAAUUCUAUCUCUACUUUCUGAAGCAGUUGAGGACGGAGAAGAAGGAGAGAGAAGAUGGCUUCUGCUACCUUCUCAAUUUCAACAGUUGCUGCUUACACUCACCUUCCCUCACUUCCCAGACUCCCCUCCAUCUCUCAUUUCUCCAUCACUCCUACUUUCCCCAUAACCCAACGCCUCACGCUCACACGUGCCAAGUUCGACAAGUUUCAAGGCGAUGAUAGCGUCGAGCCAGAUGAUGAUGGCGGUGAGGAUCCACCGCAAUUUCAAAUUUCCGAAGAAGAGGAUGACAGUUGCCUUCCUUCUGAUUUGGAGGGUGCAGUUCGCCAGUCGGGCCAAGCAAGUGCGCAGUUUGUUUCUGCCGGAGGACUAAGAGCCAUAGUGGAGCUUUUAAUUCCACAGUUGCAAUUUCUUGACGAUGAAGGAGCACAAGCUGAGCUUUGGGGGCUUUCAAGGAUCUUCUUGGAAACACUUAUUGAAGAAACAGGGGGCCAGAGAGUUAAAGCCAUAUUUCCAGAUGCUGGUGCUGCUGCACUGCUAAAGUAUCAGUGGAAAGAUGCUGCAUUUGGUUUCUCCAGUCUAGGUGACCGGAAGCCUGUGAGCAGUGAAGACGAGAUCAUUGUGAUGGUGGUUCCUGACUAUCAGAUGUUAUCAUAUGUUGAAAAGGUCGCAUCUGAGCUUUCAGAUGAUCCGCCUAGGCCUCUUAUCAUGUGGAACCCCCGCCUUAUUAGCGAGGAUGUUGGAGUUGGGAUCAAUGUUCGCCAGUUACGACGAAACUUUUUAAGCACAUUUACAACUGUCUACUCAAUGAAGCCUCUUCCAACAGGUGCCGUAUUUAGAUGUUACCCUGGGAUGUGGAAGGUUUUUUAUGAUGAUAAGGAGAGGCCCAACAGGUAUCUGCUCGCUGAGGAAUUGAUACGACGUCCUGAUAUAGAGGAUCUCGAGAUUAUUUUUGGUGGACAAGAUAAGUCGGAGAAUGGACCAUCUCUGUUUGAUCAAGCAGCUGGCAUCUUCUCCUCGUUCAAUCGUUUCAUGAAAGUCAUUUCAAGAUAAAGUGUUCUUAUUUUUUUUUUUGCAGCAGUUGUAUUCGAAAUAUAUUUCAAACGUCUGUUUUGUAUCAUCAUCAUCAUGUGAAAUCCUUUGUGUACAUGUAUUGUUUAAAUGUAACGUCGAGUAUCUAGCUUA